GGGAGGAAGCCUGUGGGAAAUGCUGUGUGUACAUCACAUCGGGCUGCUGUAACUUGGCACCUCUCUCUCUCUCUCUCCCCGGUCUGGGUGCACUAGGUCCGGGCUGCGCUGUGUCAGGGCGGCAUCCCUAGCAGUGGAAGAGACAGCAAAGAGCAGCAGACAGAGGAUGUGGUUGGAGUGAGCGCUGCACAGAGACGUAUUUUGCUCCUGAGCGGAGUGCAAUAGGAAGCGCAGACGCAGCAGCUGCAGCUGGUACAGCGCUGUCACCCAUCGCUCAGAGGACUGUCGCUGUCACCCCGGUUAUCGUGUCACCUGCUGAGGGACUCCGAGACACUCAGCUGCAAACUUUGCAGGGCUCCCCGGCUAUGAGAGUGCCUGCCGGCUGCCGGUGAUAGAGUGAGCAGCGAGCUAACGCGGAGACACGCAGGGACUGGACACACUCAGCACCUAUUACAAUGGGCUGUGGAUUAAAUAAAUUUGAGAAAUUUGAUGAAAAAAGACCAGGAAACAUAUAUUCAACAUUGAAGAGGCCACAUGUUGAAACCAAGAUAGACGUAUCAUACGAAUAUCGAUAUGUUGAUUUCACAACCAUCACUCAAGCUCAAGCACCUAGUUUACCUGCUGUCCGAAUUUCCUCUCUGCGUGACCUCCCGGACAACCUACAGGAGCUGUAUCAGCAGGGUUUCACAGUGGCAGCAAUACACCCGUUUGUGCAGUCCAGUGAGGGGAGCGAGAGGAUUCCCCAAGAGGAGAUGUUCCGAGUUGUUCUCAUCAAGAAAACAGAAAGGAACUCAAUUUGUGAUCUGAGCAAUGAAGACUACAGCUUGGUAGUAGAACAGUGUCUGUCUCCCGACCAGAUAGUAGAUCAAAAGCUGAUACCUGACUUAGUGAAGAGGAUUGAGGAUGCAGCUAGUCAAGGAUCAAAGUUUGCUGGGAUAGUACAGGGAUACUACAUUGCAAAAGACCUGCCAUACAGCCUGUCUGAUAGUUUGAGCCAAUCAAGCUCUCCAGAACACACAGCUAUCAAUAAAGCAUGCAGUGAUAUGGAGGAUCAUACUUCAGUGGAUAAGUCGGAUUGUACUAAUGGAAGCACUUCGCCGGCAAAGAGCAGGGAAAUUGCUGAGCAGCCCAAAGCAGUCGAUAGGCUGGAAGUUAUUGAGCAGCAAAAAGUGGAGUCUGCACCUCUGGAUGAAGCAGAUCAAUUGGAAGAACUCAACUUUGCUAUUUCAAAUGAGGAUGUGUUCAUUCCGGACAAGAUAACAACAGAGUCUAGUCUGCAUGAUAUCUGCAGCAUUAGAAAAGCUGAGAUUUUGGCUAUUUUUAAUAAGCCCAAAACCCAACAAAGGUACAGAAAAUAUUACACUGUGAACAUCCCAAUGAAGAUUUCAAAGGAUAAGAGUACCAUUAAUGGUCUGGAAGCAAAUUGGUUGGAGCACAUGACAGACCACUUCAGAAAAGGAUGCUCUCUAGUGAAUGCUGUCUUUUAUCUUGGAAUGGUAAAUGAUACUUCAUCGGAGUUUACAGACGGUGUUUUUAUUUUUGAGGACUUCCCAGAACAAGAUCCAAAGACUGUAAAGCGUUACGAUGCUAUUGUUGUAGAACAGUGGACUAUCUUUGAGGACUUAAAAGUGCAUACAGACUACAUGCCGCUCCUGAACUCUCUGGCUGUAUUUGGAUGGCAACUGACAUGCGUCCUUUCAACUCCUAUAGUAAGCACCAGUAGGGAUGGUAAUGUCACUACGAAGCAGAUCGUGUUCCUGCAGAGGCCAGCACUGCCCCAUAAGUUGAAGAAGAAAGAGCCAAAGUUUCAAUGGAAGUUUUCCAAAGAUGAGAAGCAUGGUAGGCACUCAAAAAAAGGGAAAGGAAAAGUUACUUCCAAAGACAAAGAACAUGACAGAAACAAGAAAAACGAAGAGCAGACGAAAUGUGAUGAUACAGUAGAAGUACAUGGCAACCACCAAACAGAUGGGAACAUCUUGCCCAAGAGUGAUGAUCACCACAAGGAAAUAAUAACCCAACUAAAGAAAGAGGUUGAUGAAUCCCAACUGGAUACUAAUUCUUCACUACAUGUGGAAGAGGUAACAGAAAUCAUGAAAGGUGAAGAGCCAGGAUGCAUUGAGAAGAUUCAGUGUUUUGAAGGAGAGUCCGAUAAUGAUGGGGUUGGAAGUGCUGGAAGGAAGGCAGACACCGACACAGUUGAAGCUGACAUAGAGGUCCAACCAGAAGAAACUUUCCAAGUAGAAGAGAAAUAAUCUAAGGCAGAACCACUUGUUACAGGACUUACUGAGCACUUUUACAUUGAAUUGUACGGUAGAUCCGGAGUGUUAUCCUUCAGUACUUGAGCUGUUUCUGUUCUUUUGCAUCCACGAUAUUCAGUCAGCCAGUGGGUAUCUUAUUACAAAAGUGGAAUUUAUAACCUUGGUGGCCAUAGGCAAUACACUUUUUGGGCUUCUGAAGACCCACUGAACUGAUUGAUUAGUUAAGGUGGUCCUUAAGUUUUUUGCCAAGCAGGUGAUCACAAAUUGACCAAGUUAGUAUAGAAUAGACAAAUGAAUGGCAAAGUGAGUGUGAUCAGGGAGGAUUAGGUGUCUUUACAGUUUAUGCUAGUUAUUCAUGCCUAGUCUGGCCCUACCGACACUUCUGAAAAGUAUAAUACAGCAACAACUUGGACAUCGUAGGUGAUUUAUUAUGUGGCCCCCAGAACAUUAUAUUUUACUCUCCUUCACGAAAACAUAUAGUCCAAGCCACAACAUGUAGAAUAUAAAAUGCCUUCAAAAAAGAAAAUGUUACAUGUUUCUUGCUUCAUCACAUUUUAGAUAUAUUUAUAUAGAUAUAUAAAUGCUUAAAUUAUCUGCACAGGUACAAAUCUAAACUGUUUUGUAUGCAGCGUUUUGCAUAUUGUUGCACUUCAUAUUAUUUUGAUAUAGUUUUGUUUACUGUUUUGUACAAAGAUAUUCUGUAUUGAAAGAUUUAGCUGUCAGAUACAGUAUACUGAAACUGGUGAUUAUUGUUAUAUUCAGCCUUACAGCACAUAAUGUGUUGAUUCUGUGUGGGAGGACUUUGUUAUAAUUAGAGAUUCACUUGACAUUUUCCACUGGGCAGAAAAAUGCAUUUUAUUAUCAGUUACCAUUACUGCUUAAUACAAAUGGCAAAGACAAAAAGACAGGUCAAUGAGCAAAUCAAAUAAAAUACUUUAAACAGCUGACCUGCAUUCUCCGUAUAAUGAUGUCACAGGUUUUAUUAAACAUACAGAAAUGUAUCUAAUACAGUAUUCAUAGGGCUUGAGAAUGACCAUGCUACUAAACUUCCAUGCACAAUUCCCAAUACUAAGUGGUAUAAUGAAUAUAGGGGGUCAUUCCGAGUUGUUCGCUCGCUAGGAGUUUUAGCAGCCGUGCAAACGCAUUGUCACCGCCCACCGGGGAAUGUAUUUUCACUUGGCAGAAGUGCGAACGCAUGUGCAGCAGAGCGCCUGCAAAAACAUUUUGUGCAAAACAAGACCAGCCCUGGACUUACUCUUCGUGUGCAUUGAUUCUAACGUUGGAGGGAUGGCUUUUGACGUCACACACCCGCCCAGCGUUCGCCCAGCCACGCCUGCGUUUUCCCAAACUCUCCCAGAAAACGGUCAGUUGACACCCAGAAACGCCUCCUGACAAUCUUCUUGCGGCCGUCAGUGCGACUGAAAACGUCGCUAGAACCUGUGCAAAACCACAAUUCUCUUUGUACCUGUACGUCGCGCGUGCACAUUGCGGUGCAUAUGCAUGCGCAGAUUAGCCGAUUUUUACACUGAUCGCUACGCAGCGAACAACGGCAGCUAGCGAUCAACUCGGAAUGACCCCCAUAGUACAAUGUAUAAAACACAAAGAUAAUAAAGUUACUUUGUGAGCAUCCAAAAAGCACCAGAAUUAUAAGGUAUAAUACAUUUAUAGACAAAACUCGGGCAACUGUGGGACAAAACAAUUGCUCCAUAUUUAGUAUCAGGGAUAUUUCAUAUACAUUUUUUGUAACAAGUAUUAAUUUCCUAAAAAUAUAAUAUUUAUAUUAAAGUAUAACAGCAAUAUAAUUUUUGUUUAAAACAAAAGAAUGUGUUUUUUUCUUCGUAGUAACCCCUUCUGUUAGUGUUAUAAAUACAGAAAGCAAUGGUGUGUUCAUUUAGACUGUCUUGGUCUUGCUUCAUGUGUGGGUGGAAGCCUAUUCCUUCCUAGGGACCAGUAAGGCCAGCCCACCCCACUUUGUCCUCUUUCGUCUGCCUCUGCAAAAACAAAUCAUAAUAUAACAGGCACAUUUAAACCCCGUUAUCUUGUACCCUAAUUGGUCUCUUAUUAUAAAUGCGCACACAUGCAGCUGUUGCAGUGCCAAUUAGGUUGUUUUAUGACAAAUUAGUGGUAUGGAGCUGAUGCGCAUACCCAGUGGCAGCAGUUUCUCCUACCAAGCCUGGCGGGUGUGUGUGUGUGUGUGCACUGACCAGAGAGCAGCUUUCUGCAGGAAGAGGCAGGCAUCUUACCAUGAGGUGGGUGAAUGUAUACUCAGUAAGCUCAUUUAUGUUUCCUACUGGUUAUGUUAUGUAUGUAUGUAUGUAUGUAUGUAUGUGCUAUAUAUUAUAGGAUGUUUAACCUUUUCCUGUCCACUUGUUAUAUGAGAUAAAUAUGUUUGAUACAGAAACUUGUUUGUUUAAGACUCUCUACCUACAACCUAUACUAAACCAGUGUGUCCCAAACUUGGUCUUCAGUGACCCCUAAUAGUGCAUGUUUUGCAGAUUCCCUUAAUAUCACAAGUUAAAUAAUUAGCACCACAUGUGGAUCUUUUAAAAUAUCAGCCAGUAAUGAAUACACCUGUGCAACCAGUAGAUCUGGAAAACCUGCACUGUUAGGCAUCUCUGAUGAAUGAGUUUGGGAAACACUGCUAUAGUCCACCAAUAAUGCUAAUUUUUUUAAUGCUUUAUUACAUUUACUACUCAGUGUAUAAAGAGACCAAUGUGUACAUAAAUGUCCAGGACUGGUGCUAUGAUCCCAAUCUAAAUCAAUGGGCUAAAUUUACUAAGGUGGGAGCUUUUUAAAACUGGUGAUGUUGCCCAUAGCAACUAAUCAUAUUCUAUCUAUUAUCUAGAAGCAGCUAGAUAAAUGUUAAGUAGAAUCUGAUUGGUUGCCAUGAGCAACAUCACCAGUUCUAAAAAAAAACUCCACCUUAGUAAAUUUACCCCAUUAUUGGGUUUCCAGGGUUAAAACACACAUUUACUAACAUUUAAAAAUGUAUUUAAAAAAAAAAUCUGUUAGUAAAUGUGUGUUUUAGUCCCUGAAGGCCAGCAUUGAUUAAGAUCAUUUUCAGCUAUUUGAAAUUGAUGUAAAUCUAUCAAAAUCAACCUUUGGUAAAUAAACCCCCUGGACUUGCUCCGAUACUCCACAGAGUGGAGAACUUGAAUUGUGGAAUGGUGCCCAGAUCCAGAAAAGAAAAUAUUCAGCUCAGAUAGAUGGUCUGGCUCUUCUGCCGCAUCUAAAGGCUCACUGAGAUCACUGGUCCUGUACAUACCUAUUUUAAUAUUCUCCUAUCCUGGAGAAGCCCGGAGACAAUGUGCAUGUGGCAGCUGAUGAGGGUGGGGGUGGACUUUUUGCAUUAUUAGGGUUUAUUACCACUGCAGCAAAAUACUGUGAAUCUAUGAAGUGGGGACAGGGCCAAAUGGCACAAUUAUCAUAGAAUCCUGUCAUAUCGGUCAUGCUCCCUCUACACAGAUGUGUGAUUAGUGGAAUUUUCCCCAUCAUACCAUCUUUACUAGGUAUUGGGCAGGAUGCAGGAGGACCACCUACACUCCCAGAGGUUCCCGGAGAGUAGGUACAGUUAGUAUUGCCCUGUAUAUUUCUGAAACAUUCCAUACACUGCACUCUGUAUUAGGAAAACUAUAGCUUGUUGUGUGCUGAUUAUGCUCCGGUCAUUGACUGGCCACACUCGCUUGCAAAUCAAGCAAACAGGGGAGCCACACCAACUGCCAAUAAGUCCCUGCAGGCAAUGUUUGUCAGUCUGGGGUGGCAGUUGGUGUGGCUCCCCUUUCUGAAUUUUGGACUGUGCUGCAGCCCCACCUGUGGAGCCACCACUGGCAAGGAAGUCCAGGAACAGAGCAUUUUGUACCUAAUGGAAUGGGUCAUGUUGGAGGGUAUGUUUAGAGAUAGAGCAGGAGGCAAUGGAUUGCCCUCUCAUAGUUGAAACUGGUGAAUGCUACCCCUCAAUAACUACUGCACAGUAGGCCUCCCCCAUAGUUCUAGCUAUGCCCCUGUAUGUGAGAGUCAGUACAAAUAAGGAGAACAAGGACUGAAACCAAGGAGUGAGGCCAUUAGCUUUUGCAGCUCAGAGAAUAUUGGGGGUCAUUCCGAGUUGUUCGCUCAUUGCCGAUUUUCGCUAUGCUGCGAUUUGCUGCUAACUGCGCAUGCGCAUGUUACGCAGAGUGCAUGCGCUAAGUUAUUUAACACAAAACUUAGUAGAUUUGCUGGUGUUCGAGCGAUGAUUUUCAGUCGCACUGCUGAUCGGUGAAUGAUUGACAGGAAAGGGGCGUUUCUGGGUGGUAACUGAGCGUUUUCCAGGAGUGUGCUAAAAAACGCAGGCCUGUCAGGGAAAAACGGGGGAGUGGCUGGCCGAACGCAGGGCGUGUUUGUGACGUCAAACCAGGAACUAAACGGACAGAGCUGAUCGCAAUCUAUGAGUAGGUCUGGAACUACUCAGAAACUGCAGGGAAUUAUUUAGUAGCAAUUCUGCUAAUCUUUCGUUCGCAAUUCUGCUAAGCUAAGAUCCACUCCCAGAGGGCGGCGGCCUAGCGUGUGCAAUGCUGCUAAAAGCAGCUAGCGAGCGAACAACUCGGAAUGACCCCCAUUGCACAGUACAAGCUUUGCCCUCUUGAAGAUUUUACUUGAAGGCACAAUUGGUUAUUUGCUCUAGAUAGACAAUGAAUAAAUGAUUUCUGUGUCACAAAUAUGAAACCAGCACCGGCUUUGAUUUAACGUAGCAGGGUGUCUUUGAUUUCUUCUGCAAUGCUAAGGAAGCAGGGAUCAUGUACAUAAAUACUGUGCCGUAGCAUUACAUCUGACAGACCACACGUACAGGUUCUAGCUACAAUGAAUUUAAGCUCUAAGUUGUGAUAAAGUUUUCUUAAAUGACUUUCAUUGAUGAAUUGCAUGGAAUUCCCUAUAUUGCAGAAAAACAUAAAUCCCUUUUUGUUUUUGUUAAAAACACAAAAAAUCAGCCAUAAUAACUUAUACUUAAUUUUAGUUCCAGUUGGGUUUUCUGCUUCUUGUUGUGAGGACAGGUGUCAGAUACCAUGAGAGGAGUCACUUACCACUUGCAGUAUAUAUGUAAAUAGUUACUCACUGUGAUAGUUCUCCCGGGUUAAAGACCUGUAAACAUCUGAAAAAUGUAGACACAUUUAAAUACAACAAUGAUAUCGCCUAGAAAUAGGAAAGAGGGAAUCACUUCUAGAUGACAAUCAGAUGGGAUUAUGUGUACUUAUAUAUCACUGUGUGACUAGCAGCAUGAGACAAUGGAGUGGGAUGAUCCACACCGCGGUAUGCUUACAUGCACUUCUUUUAUUUUUAGUUAUAAAGCCUUGCAAAUCUGUCUUCAAAUAAAAAACGAUAAAUCACAUUUUAUUAACUGUCCACCAAGAUAAACUAUACUUGUCUAUUCUCCCGAAAUGUUCAGGAAACAUCCAAGUUCCUGGGAAAGUAUACCGCCUUCAUAGAUCCUGCCAAAUCUUCUUGUGAAAUGGGUGAAGUCCCUUACUGUGUGAUCUUAUGAAUUGCGCAGCCAGGCCAGGAUGGUGUGAAUUGUGUUGAGUGUCUCCCCCCACUUGUACCUUGGGCCUCCCCCUCAGGAUCUCACAAAGGGGAGGUUCAAAAAUAGGCAAGCAUGACCUAAACACAAGCAAGUACAGUACCAGUCUAAAUCGAAUUUCCCUAUUUUAGGUAAAGGUUUCUCCUAUACAAAAAAAUCAAUUCUUAAAUAUAUACAAUAAAUAUAUUACUAUUAUACUGUAUUUACAAAGUGCUGAGAUAUUAAGCAGAUCUGCAUGCUACAAGGAAUUAUGCUACAAAUAGAACACAAUUGUAUUGUAAGAAGUAGGAGGUGAUGGCGGCACUGUGAGCUUACAAUAUAAGGGAAGUGGGGAUCAUUACUUACAUAAGGUAGGGGAAUAACAGCUGCUGCUGGUUGGGAAUGUGUGUGUGGCUACUGUCAGACAGAAGGGUUAUCUGCCCCCAUUAUUAAAACUAGUGGUGGCCAGGCAUAUUUGUACAAGCAACGGUGGUGUGUACCGAACCAUUGUAGAAAUCAUUGUAGAAAUGUUAAGACAGCAGCAGCAGGCAACCAUGAUUGUCCUUUACCGGUAUAUAUGUUAUAUAGAAAAUCACCUGUCUUCUUUCUAUUAUUUACCACAUUUGCUAUCAAAAUAUACAGAGCAGCAGGUCAAUGUAUUGGCUGGCUGGGGCCUUACUGAAUAGCCUACAAUCCACAGCGGCAAGACGUAUAUACUGUAUACACUAUUAUACUGGACAUGGAUCGAGGGGUCUCUCCUCCCCUUCCCUCCCACCCACAUGACCGCAUAUUAUUUCCCAAUGACGGCACACCUCCCAUUUUAUAAGAUACCUAUACCACUCUUGGGUGUGUGCCUUGCUACACACAUGCCUUAGCUGUUUGAAUGCACUUGGCCUUCAGCUCAUGUGUCACAAUGCACACCGCACACCCAAGAGUGGAAAAUCUAUUACAUACAGAUGGAGCCAUACUAAUCGUGGCUCUGUCUGCGACUCAGUGCGCCGACGAGGCGCACUUCCGGGAAUGAAUGGGACACACAUGCGUCGUAGACGUGCACAUGCCCUAUUCAAAGUAAAUGGGAGCAUCUAUGCUCGCUGGCGAGGCCAGGCCCACGCAUACCUAGCCAUGCCACGCGCCCCUGUCUGCAAUGCAGCAGCUCCAUCUGUAUAUACAGUAUAUAGGCUUGCCAUAAUAUCUCUUUAGUAUGAGACAUCAAUGACCACGGGUUCUGUGGCUGAUUAAAGGCAGGUGAAAUACAACCUUGAAUUUAGCUAGCUACAGAACCUGUAUAAAUUAAAGGUGUCAAAGGCUAAGGGGGGAAUUCAGUUGCCAGCAAAGGGUGUGACUUGCCAUUUCCAUGGCAUUUAAAUUCUGGCAACGGUGCCCAGACUUGCACCCUUCGCAUGGCCGAGUCGCACCUCGAUUCACACAAAAGUGCUCCCUACCCUAUGGGGCAGUGAACACACUUGUGUGAGUUCCCACUGACGUAAAGUGUGGCAAGUGCUGCACAGAUUUGGCCAGGUGAAUCCUUCGCUGUUGAUUGAAUUCCCCCCUAAAGGUAUAUUAUGGCAAGCCUAGAUAUAUAUUCCACAUGUAAUCCUCUCAUGUACUGUACUUGUGCAUUGUGCUAUUUUAUACUGUAGGAGCUUAUUUUCCUGUCCAUAGACCUGUACGCACCUUUGGUGUCAUCAGUGCAUCACAGCUAGAGCUACUUAAUAGGUGAGGGGUAAUGCGGGUUUACGGGGCCAAAUGUCUGUUCCUAUUUGUUAAGCACAAUGCUGCACAAUGGACAUCUUGGUGAGGGAUGUGUCCCAACCAUUUUAUGUAACACUGAUUUGCAUCACAGUAAGUGAAUAAGCAGGGUAUGUGUUGUACUUACUGUACAUAUGAAAUCACCAGUGGAACCGGCAAGCAGAAAAGGAACCGUUUGCUGUAAGGCAAUUAAACAUAACCUGUAUACUGACAGGGUACUAAACUGAUACAGUAAAGGGUGCCUAAACUAUAUUAAAACGAUCCUUUGUAACUGCAGUAUACUAAAUGCCUUUAACCUCUGGGAAGCUUAUAAUACCGUUAUAAUGUCUUAAAAGACAGUAAGCAAAUCUACAAUGUAAUGUAUAUAAUAUGUUAUGUAUGCAUCAGCGUAAGUUCUGGGAUGUUUUUUGCCCAGUGGGUUACAGUAUAAUAUUAUGUACCAUGCUAUAUUGUGCUUCUAAGUGACUGAUUUCUUUCAGAAUGUAAUUCAGUUCUAGCGAUAACGUGCUGCAGCAGAUAACACAAGAUAUAAAUAUUGUACUGGAAAAUGAUGACCACUGGUUGGUUAUUUUUGCUGGCUCAUUGCAUUUUUUGAUGAAUAAAUUUGUUCUUCACGUG
Molecule: messenger RNA, 10155 nt
Organism: Pseudophryne corroboree (corroboree frog)
Lineage: Eukaryota; Metazoa; Chordata; Amphibia; Anura; Myobatrachidae
Gene: RFTN1
Product: raftlin, lipid raft linker 1
Exons: 10
Coding region: 456-2252 (598 amino acids)
Source: RefSeq, a predicted model, not a curated record